Messenger RNA from Thalassophryne amazonica, 6499 nucleotides. Its product is annotated as zinc finger C3H1 domain-containing protein-like. The record is from RefSeq and is a predicted model, not a curated record. NCBI's taxonomy places the organism in Eukaryota, Metazoa, Chordata, Actinopteri, Batrachoidiformes, Batrachoididae. Gene Ontology annotation, biological process: RNA processing. Gene Ontology annotation, cellular component: exosome (RNase complex); nucleus. Gene Ontology annotation, molecular function: protein binding.
GCACUUUGCCCAAACGCGACAGGAAAGUGUAUCACUUUUGUAAUCGGCAGAACCACAUUAUGACUUUACUCGGGUACAGUAGCAUAAAUUUAAAUUCUCCAGCGGACCGCUAAGGGUUCACUCAGCUAUGGAUUCAAAAACACUCACUCUCUCUCCGAAAGAAGAAGGGGAGCUCGAAGACGGAGAAAUCUGCGACGAUGAGCCGGAGGAGAGAGCUUCGGUGGCGGUGGGAAGUGGUCGGAGGCCCGGCGGCGGCGGCCCUCCUCCGCGGGCACGGAAGCCUCACCAACAUUCACACAACAUGCUGCCACUCAUGGCGGUUCAGACGCACGACUUUCGCCGUCGGCUGCCUUACAAUGUCGGCCCUCACGGACACGACCCUUUUGGCCCGGGCCACCGGCCGCAGUGCGGGCCUAGCGGGCCCGAGCGGCCUCCCGCUCCGCCUCCUGUCCCUCCGCCGCUGCCGGGGCUCGGUCCUCUCUGCGAGAACAGCCCGAGGUCCAGCUUCUGGGAGCGAAGUCACGGCGCCCUGGGCAGGUUUCGCCACCGAGCCAUGCCCAAUGUCGGACGCGGGGGAUGGAACCGAGGAAACUGGGGCGAUGGAAACGCCAGAGCUCUUCCCGGUCGUUACGGGCCCGGAGAGAGCCACAUCAUGGACUCUCCACCGAGAAAACCAAAGCAAUUAGGAAGAAAUCAAGCAAGAAAACCGCUUUACGUUGCUGCCAAAUCAGAAAGCAGUGUUGACGAGACCUUCGAGGACUUGCUGUCAAAGUAUAAGCAGAUUCAGCUCGAGCUGGAAUGCAUCCGCAAAGAAGAAAGCAUGGUUCUGGAGCCGAAAGGUUCCUCUGUGACUGAUGAGCCAUGUGAGAAUGCCGCCAGUAUUUCUGAAAGCAGUACAGUAACCGAAACAGUAGCUGACCAGAUACCAGUAGCCGCAGAGGAAAUACCUGAACUGGACAUGGCCCAGAAGAAAGUUUUCCUGGCUUUCAACAUCAAACCGCUUCGUCAGAAACUCCUCACGCCCAGUGAUUUGGAUGAAAUGACGAUCACCUGUGUUGAGCAAGAUAAGAGUGGUGAUGGCGACAGUAAGGAUGGUGAGACAAAAACGACACAGGAGGGACAGGAGAUGGAACAAAAAACCAACACAGAGGUUGGCAACAGUUCAGUGGUAGAGCCAUGUGUGUGCUGCAGUGAAGGAACAGAGAAAAGAGGGAAGGGGAAAGCCAAAAAGUUAAUUACAGCCUCCAGCGAGUCAUCUGGUCACAGCGAGGACUCUGUUUCUGCUGACAAGACAGGGGCAAAGGUCGAGGAAGAGGAACUGUCAGAGCUGCAGCUGCGCCUCUUGGCUCUGCAGUCGGCUAGUAAGAAGUGGCAGCAGAAGGAGCAGCAGGUGAUGAAGAAGGGUAAGGAACGUAUCAGCAAGGGCCCUCAGGAGAAAAGUGCUGGCUCGGGCCCCAGUGCCACUUCUCCUGCUCGACAGAGGGUCACCACCAGGUCUGCCUCCUCUGCUGCAGCUGCUGCUGCUGCUACUGAGUGGAACAGAAACAGGUCCAAACCUCAGGAGAGGGAGCGAGACAGGCCCAAGCUUGGGCCCAAAUCUGGAGCAAGGCCUCCAGAGCGAGACAGGGAGAGGCCAAAUACUUUGGAAAGGGAACGGUUUAAGCCUGGGAAAAAACCUCCACCGGAGAGGGGUCGAACUCCAGCCAAACCCUAUUUGGCCAAGAUGAUGAACACACGCUCAGCAGCCAAACAGGCGUUCAGGAAGCAGCAGUUGCGGACUUGGAAGCUACAGCAACAACAGGAGCAGGAGGAGAAGCGACGGCAAGAAGAAGAAGAGCGACGCAAGCGUGAGGAAGAAAUUCGCAGGAUUCGAGACCUGUCCAACCAGGAUGAGCAGUACAACCGAUUCAUGAAGCUGGUGGGAGGAAAGAUGCAAACACUUAGCAAAUGUAGGGAUCGAGAACACAGGAAAUCAACAGGUAAACAAGGCUUGGACACCUCAGGAAACCUCUACCAGUAUGACAACUAUGAUGAGGUUGCCAUGGACACAGACAGUGAGACCAGUUCACCUGUGCUUUCACCACAACACCCCUUUGCUGUAGAGGUUCCAGGGUGUUUCCCUCAGAUGCCGCUCUGCAUGGUGGAUCCUUCUCACUUUGGAAUGGAUUUUGUUCAGCCCUUUAUGCCACACAUGGUGUCUGGUCUUCCUCCUCCUCCACCUCCUCUCCCUCCACCACCAGAUGAACUGGAGCCACCUCCCAAACCCCCCUUUGCUGAUGAAGAGGAGGAGGAGGAGAUGCAGCUUAGAGAAACCUGUCUCAUGUCCAUGGCCAGCAAGAGGGUUUCUGCAACAGAGGAUAAGACCUCCAGUGGUCCUCCAUCACCAAGUUUCCAGGCUGUCAGCAUUCAGCCGCAACCCAGGGUAAACCUGAGCACUGUCUGCCUCAACACAGUGCCUCAGCCACGGACCAACAAGUUCACCAGAGGGCAUCACCUUCCAAGACCGCCGCUCGUGUUGCCAAAACACAAGUCAGUGGUGGUGUCGCUCAAUGAUUCAGAAGACAGUGACUCUGAUAUCGACACCUCUAGCUCCAUGCAGGCAUCGGUGUUUGGAGGCCUGGAGUUUAUGAUCAAAGAAGCCAGAAGGACGGUAGAGGCGGCAAAACCUAAGACGGCAUCAGAAAAGGAGAACAACCCACUCAGAACCCCAGAAGAUUUGCCUGAAGCCAAAAAAGCUGAGUACCGCCUGCUGAAGGAGGAAAUUAUAAGCAGGGAGAAGCAGAAGACAUUAAAGGACCACACUCAAAGCUCUUUUAGUGCUGCUUUGAGCACCUUAUCCUCUUCUGUCUUGGACUCAUCAGCAAAAACAGCAGCAGAGGUGACACUGACUGAAGCAGAGGAGAAGCUGAACAAACACAGAAACCUGUUGCAGAAGGACGAGGCCAUUCUCAGGCAGCUGCUCCAGCAGGAGCUGAAAAAACGAGAGUCUCUGAAGAUGGCAGAGGCGAAGGUGGUCAGGCUGAGAGAGCAACUACAAGCAUCAGAGAAGAUUGUCAGCGCAAACAAGAUACUCCUUAAAAAGCUUCAGGAACAGAUGCAUCAUGUUGAACACCGUGUGUCUGUGAAGAGGAGCCUCUCUGCCAAGCUGGAGAAAGAGCUGGCUCAGGCCCAGCUUGCUGCUGGUAGAGGAUCAAAGCGCAAACAAGACUUCACCCAGCAUAUUCCCAAUAAGCUGCGGUCUGUGGAUGGAGCCCCUCGUGCUUCAGACCAUCAUUUUGCUCGGCUCAUUGCUCAGAAGCAGCGACUGCAGCAGCUGGAGUCUGAAUAUGCCCUCAAGAUCCAGAAGCUGAAGGAGGCCCAAGUUCUGCGCAACAGAGGAGCUGCACCUGAACUUUCUGUAGAACAACCCUUACGAGCCUCCACCCCACCAGACCUUCAGAACCAGCUGCCACAUGAUGCCAGCCCCUUUCCACUACCCCAGCCCUCCUUACACGACCUCACCCAGGAGCUGACGCUAGACAGCGAAGACAUCACAGAGUCAGAGGAUCAUGAACCAGAAUCCACACCUGUACCCGUCACCACCAAAGGCACCCGUCGCCACUCUUUUCACCAGUCAAACUCCUCCACCAAGCCCAAUCUGGAGCAGCUGGGUGCAAGUCAAGUGAAAGAGAUCAGCACUCUCAAGCCAGCAAAGACCUUAAACACCUCUCUAGGUUCUUCAGAGGUAUUUGCAGGUCUAGACAUGGAUGCACUAAAGCAGAGGUAUCACCAGCAGCCCCGGCUGGGACAUCUGCUGCUGAGAGAGCUACAGAAGGUGGGAGAGACUCUGCAACCUCCCCCAUAUGGAAAGGUGACUCCAUUGGAGCUAGAUUCAGCCACAAACCAAUCAGUGGCUUCAGAGGAGAAGCCUGUAGCUUUUGAACCAUAUCACAGUCCUCUCCUGGUCUUCAAAUCAUAUAGGUUUAGUCCCUAUUACAGGACCAAAGAGAAGUUGUCCCUAAGAUCUGUUACAUACAGCAAUGCCAUUGACUCAAAAAAGAGUUUUUGUCGCUUUGACCUCACUGGUACCUGUAAUGACGAUGACUGCAGAUGGCAGCACAUGAGAAAUUGCACUUUGGUUGGAAACCAACUUUUUCAUGAUGUUCUAUCAUACAACCUGUCUCUGAUUGGCUGUACUGAGAUGAGCUCCGAUGAAGAAGUCAGCAUUGCCACAGAGAAAUAUAUCAAGAAGCUGUUUGGUGCAAACAAGGACCGUAUGGGAAUUGACCAGAAAGCCGUCCUCCUUGUUAGUAAAGUGAAUGAAAGCAAACGGCAUGUUCCUCCUUACACCACAUUUAAAGAAAUGAGGAAGUGGAAACCAAAGCCAUCGCUGCAGACCAACGUUAGUCCUGAAGAUAACAGCGAGGAUGAAACGACAGACAAUCAUCAGAUGACGGGGAAAUUUGAUGACUGCUCCAAGACCAGCUUGUCUGCUUUGGAUGUCUGCAUCACAUCAGAUGACAAACGUUAUUUUAUCAGCGAGACAGAUGACAUAUCCAACUUGGAGACCAGUGUUCUGGAGAAUCCCUGUGACACUCAGCUUUGGAUCAAGCUAGCAUUUCGAUAUCUCAGUCAGAAUGAUACUUCUGCAUCAGAUUGUUUGGAAGCUGCCUUGAACACAUUAUCUCGUGCUUUGGAAAACAACUGUGACAACCCAGAGGUCUGGAGCCACUACCUCAUGCUGUUCUCCAAGCGAGGAAGCAAGGAGGAAGUCCAGGAGAUGUGUGAGAUGGCUGUGGAGCACGCACCUGAUUAUCAAGUGUGGUGGAGUUUUUUGAAGUUGGAGAGCUCCUUUGAAGGGAAGGAUUACGUAUGCGAUCGUCUCCUGCAGUUUCUCCUCACAGAGGCAACUUCUGGUGUCACAGACCAGCUGUCCUUUCAGCUGAUGGAGGCUCUGCUCUACAGAGUUGAUCUCAGCCUGUUCACAGGCCGGAUGGAGAGCGCGCUGGCCAUUUUACAGAAUGCAUUAAAAUCAGCCCACGACAGGAGUAUUGCUGACCACCUGACGGCAAGCAACCGGGCCUUGGUGUGGCUUUCUUAUAUUCAUCUGACAGAGUUUGAUCGGUUGCCGGUCAGCCUGUACGACCCAGGGAACUCCAAUCCUUCCAGACUCGUCAGCACAGAGCCCUUUUUGCUCCCCUGGCAAACAUCACAGGACAUCAGCACACCGCUUGACAUACUUAUUGCACUCUUCAAAGAUGCCAUCCAUCAGUGCAGUGAUGAGACUCUGCCUCAGAGUGAGAGGACUCUGGCUUGCCUGCCUCUUCACACAAACCUCAUCUUUCUGAACAAACUCCUGGAACGAUAUGAUGAAGGAAUUCUCAUGUGUGAAUCGCUGCUGGAGUUCUGUCCUGAAUCCUGCACCCUGCGUGACGAUUUAGCUGACCUGUACAUCAGGAAAGGAAGUGGUGAUCAGGCAGUCAGCAUGUGGCUUCAUGCUCUGGCUGAGUGUCCCAACAAUGCUGAAGUCUUCUAUCACUCUUGCAAGUUCCUCGUGGCUCAGGACAAGUCUGGUGCCAUUGCACCAUUGUUUCGUGGAUUCAUCCUGUCCCUCUGUGAGGAUGAGCAGAGCCAGCAGAAACCUGUGGAUGUUCUACGACACAUCCUUGGCUUUCCUACUGAGGGCAUCCUGCAAGGCUCAAUUGUCAAAAAGGAACUCAAGGAACAGCUCAGCCAGCAGAUGCCGUACCUCCAUCUGGUUCACUGCCAAUGGCAAUGGCUUCAUGGCACUGUGCAAGAGACGGUGGAUGCAUUUGAGCGCGCACUGGGCACACCAAUGCAGCUCGACAUACUUCACAAACUCUGGCUGGCUUAUCUUUUCUUCAGCAGCUGUCAGCAGGCCCGUGGCCCCAGCUCUAGGCAGUUGUCAGAUUUGAUUCAGCGUUGUUUGAGCACCGUCCCAUCUCGGCUGGAGGUUCCCUUUAACCCAGCAGAGUACUGGAGCUGUUACUGCUUCCAUAACAAGGUGGUGGCUUUUUAUCUGAGCUGUCUGCCAGAGUCCCAGCAUGCACUUGUCCUGGAGAGAUUGCGAAAUGCUAUGCCCAACAACACUGACCUGGGCCUGAGGUUGGUGCACCAAGAGUGGCAGGAUGGAAUCAUAGAGCAUCUGAAAUUCCAGGCCAGGAUUUUGAGUAGUAGCUCUCCAAAGUGUUUGGCCAGCUGGAAGAUAGUGAUAGCGGUGGAGAAGGAGCUAAAGGAGCGAUCCGAGGUUCGACUUCUAUAUCAGCAAGCUCUCCAAAACCUUCCACUGUGUGCUGACCUUUGGAAAGAUCGUCUGCUAUUUGAGGCUGCUGAAGGAGGUAAAACAGAUAAACUGAGGAAACUUGUUGAAAAGUGUCAAGAGGUGGGAGUCAGUCUAAGUGAGCCACUAAAUUUAGGCCUGGGCAGAGCACAGGAAGACAAACGGUGAUGCUCACUACCGUUUGCUCGCUAUGAGUUAAACGGUAAUGCCAAAAAAAAA